Messenger RNA from Penaeus monodon (black tiger shrimp), 752 nucleotides. RefSeq names its product cuticle protein 7-like. NCBI's taxonomy places the organism in Eukaryota, Metazoa, Arthropoda, Malacostraca, Decapoda, Penaeidae. The coding region runs from base 16 to 432 and encodes 138 amino acids. The transcript has 4 exons. Gene Ontology annotation, cellular component: extracellular matrix. The record is from RefSeq and is a predicted model, not a curated record.
CUCACUAUAAAGGUAAUGGGGAGCCGUCGUCCAGCAUCACAACCUUCUCAUCUCCACCGCGUUAACAUGUUCAACAAGGGUGUUUUGAUGCUUGCUUUGGUGGGCGUGGCUCUGGCUGCCCCUUCGGAUCCGUACCACCAGCCUUCCUACAAGGAGGAGCCGAAGCCAUACCAGUUCGCCUACGGAGUCAAGGAUGAAUACGCCGGCACCGACUUCGGUCAGAGCGAGGAGUCCGACGGCAAAGCUGUCAAGGGAUCCUACACUGUCCAGCUUCCCGACGGCCGCAAGCAGACAGUGAACUACGUGGCCGAUCACUACAACGGUUACCAGGCUGAAGUCAGCUACUACGGCGAGGCUCAGUACCCCCACGAGUACGGUCCCCCCGUCACCUUCAAGCCCCAGGCCUACCAUCCCCAGCCUUCGUAUCACUAAAAGAUAUUACUAUGUAUACGUCAAAUAAUUUAAUUCAUUUUAGUUUUGAACCUAACGGUAUAAACGACGAUAUAUUAAACGUAUAUAAAUAAAAGUAAGGUUUAUCAAAUCCCUAAAUAUAUUUGCCAAAUAUUAAGAAAAAAAAAUCAAACGCAUGAAAUAUGUAAACACUCGGUUUACAAAAAGAAAAAAAAAACUCUCCCCAGAUAAAUAGAGAAAUCCGUGUAAUAGCAGUUCUCUGCGCCCAAUUCCCAUAUUCCUUCUACUCUAAUAAAGUUACAGUCUACAUCAUGGCUGAUAGCUAAAAAUAUGGUCUAGCU